[Torrubiella] hemipterigena is the source of this 1125-nucleotide messenger RNA. The record is from the annotation of a GenBank genome assembly. Lineage: Eukaryota; Fungi; Ascomycota; Sordariomycetes; Hypocreales; Clavicipitaceae.
AUGCCGGGACCAGUGCAUGAUGACGCUCAUGCAGCUCAAGCGCCGCCAACGCCGAUCCCGAAACUCUUACCGUCACGGGAUAUUCAAUAUGUCAUAACGAACAGGAAUGGAAUUGUGGAAGACCGACAUGAGAUUCACGUUGCCAUUACUGACGCUACUGGGAAACUCAUCCGAAGCAUCGGAGACUAUGACAGACUGACAUUGAUUCGUUCAGCAGCGAAGCCUAUGCAGGCACUGGCCAUCGUGGAGUCCGGGGCUAUGGACAAGUACGGGCUAGAUGAAGCUGACCUUGCUCUGUCGUGCGCCUCUCAUAACAGUGAGGCACGACAUGUUGAUAGGGCCCGAGCUAUUUUGGAGAAGGCCGGUAAUCAGGAGAGCGACUUGGCUUGUGGCGGCCACCCGUCCAUCUUGCCGCAGAUUAACAAGGCAUGGGCGCAAGACGGUAUAACGCCAACUGCUGUCUUCAGCAACUGUUCUGGCAAGCAUAGUGGUAUGCUAGCCGCAACAAGGGCCAUUGGAGAAAGUACCGACCAGUACCACGAGUUCCAACAUCCUAUCCAAAAGAGAAUCCAGGAAAUCAUGGCCUAUGCGGCGGGGUUGGACGAAGACCAGGUCAAAUGGGGUGUGGACGGUUGUAAUAUGGCUACACCCGCUAUGCCGCUCUCAUGCCUGGCAAAAUCGUUUGCCAUGUUUGCUGAUGCAGCUGAUAUCGUUGAUCGUAACGAUGCUCCUUUUGGGCAACGGACCAAGGAUAUGGCGCGAAUCUUCAACGCCAUGACAUCGUAUCCUGAACUUGUUGCUGGCGAAGAGAGAUUUUGCUCGAUAUUCAUGCGAGCAUGCAAAGGACAGGCAAUUGGUAAAAUCGGCGCUGCUGCGUGUUAUGGCAUCGGCAUGCGUGGAUCGGAAGCUACCAAAGCCUUGGGUGCGACAGGCGCUAUUGGAAUCGCCGUCAAGGUUGAAAGCGGCGACCUGGACGCAUUGUACUGCGCUCUUCCUGAAAUCUUGCAGCAAUUGAGCCUCGUAUCUAAAGAAGUGCUCGAGACGUUAGAACCUUUCCACGUCAAGACUAUCAGUAACACAGCCGGCCAGAAAACUGGAAAGUAUACACCAUAUAUUACAAUAUGA